Molecule: messenger RNA, 2838 nt
Organism: Daphnia pulicaria
Lineage: Eukaryota; Metazoa; Arthropoda; Branchiopoda; Diplostraca; Daphniidae
Product: growth hormone secretagogue receptor type 1-like
Exons: 6
Coding region: 1119-2753 (544 amino acids)
Biological process (GO): G protein-coupled receptor signaling pathway
Cellular component (GO): plasma membrane
Molecular function (GO): G protein-coupled receptor activity
Source: RefSeq, a predicted model, not a curated record
CCACCAGUGCUGCUGCUAUGGUUAUAGGUGUUGUACACAGAGAGAGGAAAGCUCAGUCAGCUCCGGCCAGUCUCCGACGUCUGACCUGCUCUCUGCUCUGCUCUGCUCUGCUCUCCUUUGGCUAUUUUUCUGGCUCGAUCCUUUCGGUUGUUUUCUUGGCCGAUCCAUCCACGCCUUGCGGACGUGGGCGACCGAAUGUAACGGCCACAUUCAAAUUGAUUCAAUCCCAACAUUCAUCUCAAAAGAGAAACAGAAAGCCGCUGAUGCGUCGUCGUGUGCCCGCUGUUUGUGUGUGAAAACCCUUUCCAACAGAAGAUAAUCAUCAUUAUUAUUAUUAUUAUUGUCAUAAUCAUUAUCACUGGCUCAACUGUCUGUGCCGGCAGCAACGACGAGACUCCUUUGGUGGGCGGCAAUGGAUCAGACACAGUGAAAGUUGAUGAUUGACCGAGCGGUGGUGAUUGGGGCACCGCAACGCAUUUGACAGACUUGAUUUUCUCUCUCUUUUCUCUCUCUCACGAGAAGGCCGUUUCUGUUUUUCCUUUUCUUUUCUUUUCUUUCGAGCUGGAAAAUUGAAAAGUCUGGCCGCCGUGUGCGUGGGAAAUCGAGCGAAACUAGUCGAUAGAUUGAUGGAGAAGAGAUCGAAAGAUUGAUCUACAACUCGGCGAUCCAACUCGUGUGCGCUGUGUGGCAGUGCUUAGAGUGAGCGAGAACUGUAGAUGCAACCUUAUAUAGACCUUUUAUACUAUCAAGUCUCAUUGGUUCUACCAACAGCGUGUGGGCAUCAAAGGCCAAAACAAACCAAACACACACAACUCAUUCCCAUCGUUCAAGUGUUUUUUAAUCGGUUUCUAAUGAUUGCCACAUUGUCAUUGUCGUCGUCCGCUUUUGGCGAAUCCUAAACGACCGGCUUUUUACUACAAUCGUUUGAAUUUGGCGCUCACCAAUCAAAUCGUCGAAUUUCUUCAUCAACCGUUUGAUUCUUCGUCUUGGUCUGCACAAUAAAAGGAGAACCGCCGGUUUUUCUUUUGACACAAGAGGCCACAGCCAAGUCUACCGCCCAACUUGACUUUUGGGUCCCUUCAUUCCGUCUGGAAGGUCAUGCGUGGUGAGUGGUGGUGAUGGCCGCCGAAUGGAAACUUUGGAUGAUGACGACGACCGUCUUGCCCAGGCUGCCACUCGUCUCCUCCUCGUCAGCGUCGUCGUCAGCGUCGCAUCCGCCGACGCCGCCGUCGCUCCUGUUGCCUUCCACUUAUCCACCUGAUGAUUACCUCCUCUCGGCCAGCUACAACAACAGCAACAACCACACGACUUGGUCAUAUUACGGCGGUGGCGUCAAUUCGUCGUCGUCGUGGCUGGCGACGGCCACGACCUUGUUGAUGUCGACGACGACGACAAGUGGCGUCGUCGAUUCGAUGGAGUCGUCGUCCUCGGAGGAGGAAGAUGAGCGGUUCCCGGCCUACGUGAGUUUGCUGAUGAUGUUGUCGUGCGGUUUGAUCCUGGUGGUGGGCCUGGUGGGCAACUGCCUCGUGCCGGUCGUCAUCUGGAACAACCGCGACCUGCGCAACUCGACCAACCUCUUCCUGCUCAACCUGAGCCUGGCCGACAUCCUCGUCCUCUGCGUCAGCAUGCCCACCGUCCUCGUCGAGAUCUACGAGCGACGCGACACCUGGAUCUUUGGCAAAGUCAUGUGUAAAUUGGUGCCGUUCGUGGAAUUGACGGUGGCCCACGCCUCGGUGUUGACUAUCUUGGCCAUUUCCUUCGAGCGCUACUACGUCAUCACCCGUCCGCUGAGGGCCGGCUACACUUGCACCCGCAUGAGAGCCCUUUUCAUCAUCCUGGCCAUUUGGGUCCUCGGAUGCAUCACCUCCAGUCCCAUGUUGUUCCUGGCCAACUAUUUGGAAGCCGACGAGAACACGGCGGGAUCGUCUGCCGGCUGCGUGACGCAGGCCAACACCUUCUGGUCGGUUUUCUACUACAUCGCCGCCAUUUGCCUCUUCUUCUUGUUGCCCUUGAUCGUCCUCGUCCUCAUCUACUCGGUCAUCGCCCGCCACUUGGUCGCCGAUCCCUGCACAGCCUCCAAUCAUCGCAUCCAGGUGCAAACGUCGGCGUCGGUAGCGGCCGGAACGGAUCACGUCAACCCCAACUUGCGGGCCCGUCGCCAGGUGGUGUCGAUGCUGGGCACGGUGGUCGUCUUCUUCUUCAUCUGCCUCCUGCCCUUCAAGAUCUUCACGUUGUGGUUCAUCCUGACGUCGGACGAGGACAUUCAGAUGAUGGGACCCGAGACGUACUACCACGUGCUCAACUUUUGUCGAGUCAUGUUCUACCUCAAUUCCGCCAUCAAUCCCAUCCUCUACAACGUCAUGUCAUCCAAAUUCCGGACGGCCUUCCUCAAAGCCCUCGGCUUCACGUGGGCCGGCCGGCGCAAGCGGCUCCUGCGCCACCUCAGCCGACAGAGCACCUUCAACACCACCACCACGUCCGGCACGGCCUCACACUCGGCCACCACCACCACCAGCAACAGCGAGCACCAGCUCAUCAAGCGGAUGACCAAGGAGGAUCUCCUGGCGGCCGCCAACAGUCCCCGGCCCGUUCUGCAAAAAUACGGACGCCAGGGCAGUUGCACCUCGGCCGCCAACCGGGCGUCCAGCAAACCUCUGCUGACGGCCACUCUCUCGACCACGUCCCACACAAGCGUCGUCAAUCCGACCGAAUCCUCGUCCUCGUCUGCACACCACACAGACAGUCACGUCUGAAACGCCAACCCAACCCCCAAACCCGUGAAUCAAUCCCGAGGAAACGAACAAAACAAAAAAAAACCAACUGAUGGAUCUCAACUUU